GAGAGCCCACCACCAGGCCGUCGCUCGAGCAGACAGAAGACCACUCCCCUGAGGAAGCAGGCUGAGAAUCAGGACAAGGAGGAGUCCUCUGAGUCAGAGUCUGAGAAAGAUGGUCAAAAUCAGGCGAAAUCCUCCAAGAAUACUAAAAAAGAGGAUGGGGAGGAAACCAAGGAUUCAGAGAAAAAGAUGGAUGACUCUGACUCGAAAGAAGAGAAAGCUGCAGAAGGCCACAGCGCAGACGAGGAACGUGGAAGCACAAAUGCUAAAAACAACACAUCCAAAAAGGAGACAGGCAAAGCGUCCAAACGCAAAAGGAAGUCUGAAAGCUCCUAUUCAGAGUUGGAGAACAAAAGUAAGAAGACACCCAAGAAGAAGAAACAGAAUGACUCAGACUCUGGCCCCAGAGCAGCCGCCAAGCUGCAGUCUUCCUCCAGCGAGGAUGAGGAGGAGCAGCAGGCUGAAGAGGACUCUGGAGAGGACAGUGACGAGCAAAAGAUCAAACCCAUUGUGGAGGAUAACUUGGUGGGAAGUAGUGGCCCUUUUCAUCAAUCCUCAGGAGACAAAGAAGACGAUAAAGAGAAAGUCUCUCAGCUUUGUGAAGAUGUUGACGAUGAUCCUGAAAAAAGAUUUGCAAAGAAAACGCCUCUCUUGUCAGGAGAGGAGGCGGCAGCCAGCAAAGAGAAGAGGAAUGAGGGGGCCGAGACGAACAAAGUGUCCAGCAAUGAAUCCUCAGACUCCGUCUCUGAGAAGUUAGAGUCUACAGCAGGUUUGGGGAAAACCGAGGAGCUUUGUGAAUCAGAGACCGAGGGGAAGCAUUCAAAGACCAGAUCUGCGAUGAAGACAGACAAGGAGAAAAAGAGAAGUUACAAUCAGAAGAGGAAACGGCAAAGGAUCAAAGUUCAAGACUCUUCUUCCAGCAAUGAGAAG
This is a messenger RNA of Plectropomus leopardus (leopard coralgrouper), 927 nucleotides long. The record is from RefSeq and is a predicted model, not a curated record. Lineage: Eukaryota; Metazoa; Chordata; Actinopteri; Perciformes; Serranidae.